GUCACUAUCGAGUAAAUUCUCUCAUUUUGUGAGAAAUUGUAACAUAACAAUUCAAACACAUUUGCGUCUGUUUGAGGGAGUGAUAUAGAUUUUUUCCCCAGCCAUAAUGGUAUAAUCAUCAAUGUUAAAGUUUUUGACAGUGAUAGGAUCAGCAGCUUUGUCGCUCCGAGUCUCCGGGCAGGAGGAGCUUACCGUCGGUUAACCAUUAACCAAACAGCCCAGCAAAUAUGGCCAACCGAGCGGACCUGAGGACCCUCCGCACCCGGUCAUCAACCCCAGUCAACGCCUAAGAGUGAGGAUGACCAUGAUACUUCCAUGACCUCCUUUGGUGCUGCCGUCCGAGGCCUCCCCCUGGCCUUGACAUCCAUGACACAAACCACCACCUCAGACUCGCGCUUCCACCCUAAAUGGCGGGCGAUCACUGUGGCGACUCUGCUGGCCUUAGUGCUCAUGCUGUACCUGCACAGGACGGUCGGGGACAGAGACAGUACCACAGGAGGAUACUACCGCAACAGGGCUCCCAAUUUGCACAUUCACCAUGAUGGUGAGGAUGACCCCUUCAGGGACUCUAACAGACAAACUUCUCAAAGUCUGUCACGACACAAGAAACGGGAAAAACCUUACAAUGACACAUACCCGUUAAGUCCGCCGCAGAAGACAAGCAACGGUAUCCGCUAUCGCAUCGCUGUGAUUGCUGACCUGGACACAGCGUCGCGGAGUUCAAAGGAUCAGACGUGGAUCAGCUACAUGAAGAAAGGUUACCUGACGGUGUCGGACAGCGCAGACACACUACAGGUGGAGUGGGACGCAGACACUGUCACUCUGGAGAGUCAUCUAGCCGAGAAAGGACGAGGUAUGGAGCUGUCUGAGCUCGUGGCUUUUAAUGGUCACCUGUACAGUGUGGACGACCGAACCGGUGUGGUGUACAGAAUCGAGGGCAACAAGGCUGUCCCCUGGGUUAUUUUACCUGAUGGUGACGGCUCCGUCUCCAAAGGGUUCAAGGCUGAGUGGCUGGCAGUGAUGGAUGAGCACCUGUAUGUUGGUGGCCUGGGGAAAGAGUGGACCACCACCUCCGGGGCAGUCGUCAACAACCAUCCGGAGUGGGUGAAAGUUGUCGGUUACCAUGGUGAUGUGGAGCACGAAAACUGGGUGCCGCACUACAAUGCCCUGAGGAGCGCCACAGGGAUCCAACCACCAGGUUACCUUAUCCAUGAAUCAGCUGCGUGGAGCGAGCGUCUCCAGCGCUGGUUCUUCCUCCCUCGCCGUGCCAGUCAUGAACACUACGAGGAGACAGCGGACGAGCGACGUGCCACAAACCUUCUCCUGUCCUGCCCCGCAGAUUUCAGUCACAUAACCGUGAGGCAUGUCGGACCGCUCAACCCAACCCACGGCUUCUCCUCCUUUAAAUUUGUUCCAGACACUGACGAUCAGAUCAUUGUGGCGCUGAAAUCUGAGGAAGACGCCGGCACAAUAGCCACAUACAUCAUAGCGUUUACACUCGACGGUCGGGUGCUGAUGCCCGAGACAAAGAUAGGAGAUGUUAAGUACGAAGGGUUUGAGUUUAUUUGACAAAAUGUGGCUGACAGGGGCACAUGUUUUCAUGCAACAGGGUCGUAUCAAGUUUUAAAUGUUACAUUCCCCUUGGAGUUCUACUGUGCAAUGAUACCAGUAACCCAAAGUUAUACAUUUCAUAAUUAUAAAGUGUAAUGACUGAGAGGAGGAAGACAAGGUAGCAGGAGAGGAGAGUGACACAGCACCUCCAAACACCGACAAAUGACCAAUCCCGUUAGUUAGUGUGUGACUGGUUUGAGCAGCAUUGAAACAGAUAUGUUUUUAAUGUUUUGAGUCUAAAACCAAGUCACUUCAGGGCUUUUAGAUAGAUAUUUUUCUUAAACCUUUGUAUUGAAGAUGGAGGUUUGAUUACAAACUACUGUUGGAAAAAAAAAAAUAUGCAAACAAGUAUCUGUUGUUCACCAGGUGAUGUUGAUCUCCUCUCCUGCAGGCAAACUCUGCUGUGCAGACACUCAGGGGCAAAAAGUGAAACAGCUUUUUUAAAAGCGAGAGAAGAAUGUUGAAUAGGAAAAUUACUUGAACUAUAAGCUCAUGUUUUGCCUUACCUGUAAAGAAACACUGAAUAUUUGUUCAUUAGAUUUAUAUUCAUGUCACAGGUCCUCUCUUUUUUUCAUGCAUAUUCAACAUCUGCCUCACACACUACAGGUUUUUAGUUUCUCUGAGCAGGUCCACCUCAGGUGUUGGCUCAAAUAUUUAAUGAACUGUUACUCUAACCAGAGAAAUACCAGCUAUUUAAUUUAAAGAUUAACUGUCAUAUUGCUUUUGUAUCCUCUUAUAUGACAUAUAAUAAAAACAUCUACUUGUG
Molecule: messenger RNA, 2377 nt
Organism: Labrus mixtus (cuckoo wrasse)
Lineage: Eukaryota; Metazoa; Chordata; Actinopteri; Labriformes; Labridae
Gene: cant1b
Product: calcium activated nucleotidase 1b
Exons: 5
Coding region: 316-1569 (417 amino acids)
Biological process (GO): proteoglycan biosynthetic process
Molecular function (GO): GDP phosphatase activity; UDP phosphatase activity; calcium ion binding
Source: RefSeq, a predicted model, not a curated record